Messenger RNA from Panicum virgatum (switchgrass), 836 nucleotides. Its product is annotated as U1 small nuclear ribonucleoprotein C-like. The record is from RefSeq and is a predicted model, not a curated record. The coding region runs from base 70 to 699 and encodes 209 amino acids. NCBI's taxonomy places the organism in Eukaryota, Viridiplantae, Streptophyta, Magnoliopsida, Poales, Poaceae. The transcript is spliced from 4 exons.
UAUACUAAGUUUUUUUGGUUGCAGUUCGAGGCAUGUAGGCUGCUUGAAUUAGAUUGCUCACUAAAUGUAAUGAGGAUUCAUGGCGGGUCUACGAUGAGCGUGCCGGCACAACUCGAGGCCUGGACCACUCAACGUGAUAGAGCCCGAGGUAUGCUUCAGACCUUUGGUACGCGGACGGAGUACGAGGAUUCCUACGGAUCGUCGCAAGCGUCGACGUCGGUUCCUUGUGGUCCCGCAUGGCAGCAGCCUCCCUUAUACCACCGACAGGCAGAAGGGUACGGGUACCCCGGUUCUCAGCCCUAUGGAGGGCCAGGUGCCUCGCAAGGGGCUCCAUUUCAUGGAACCCAGUUUACCUCUAUGCCACAUGCUGGAGGGACUUUAGGAUCACAACAGUUCACCGAAGCGGGGCCGUCUUCGUAUCACCCUAUGCCGUCACCAGGAGGAUAUGAAGGAGCUUCUUCCUAUCCACCACCACCUCCUCCAACACAGGGGUGGUCUGAAGACAACGCCGCGGCCUCCUUGGACGAGUUUACACGGUUGUUUGCUACGGCUGCCCAGGACGAUGAUCCCAGCUUGCAUACACCUCUGGCUCAGUUACGCCAUCCUGCCAGAAACGUAGGGCCACCGGAACGUCAUAGCUACCCUACAGAUCAUGCACACGCACAAUGUAAGAGAGGUCGGAAUGGUAGGGGUGGUUAGUUGUUUGCACUUGUUUCUCCGGCGGCAUUAUGGACUGUUUCGACUGUUCGGAUUAUGGUUGUUUUUGAUUGUGGUAGUUUACUUGUCAUUUAUUUCUAUAUAUAUUAUUGAUGUGAACUUGUUAUGUUUGUGGGUUC